AUGUUUUACUUUCUAAUAUCCUAUACAAGCAUGACUAUUUCAGGUCCAGGCUAUUUUACAAUAGAUGUAACUGAUAAAUCCGUUGAACAAAUCCAAUUCAACUUGAACAAAGUUGAAGGUUACGAAUAUUACUUUGCUUUUUCAAAACUCACAUAUGAACAAAUAAAUGGUGUUCUCAUUUCUUCCCCAGUAACAAAAGUCACAGAAUUGAAAAAAGUAUUUUCAUUUAAAUCAAGAUAUAAAUCAUCUACACUUCAAAUGGGAGUUUUCUUGGUUCCAACAGAAUGUACUUCGGUCGAAUUUUUAAUCAACCCUUCAGCAAACGAAGAUUACUUUUUCAAUACUGGUAUGACUAAAGAAAAGUACUAUUGCAUGAACAUAAUGACUAAUACCAAAUUCAGUGCUGAUCUUGGCACCAAUGCCUACAACAAACUUUAUUAUUAUACGAAUGGUAACGUAUCAAACAUCCAAGAGGUUGAUUCUUCAGGAGUAAGUGUACCAAAUGUUAGAUUACUCUCUCUCAAGGUUGCAUAUAUGGCCCAAGAAGGAUCAUCCAAUGUUAAAAUUACAUCAGCAGAAACCAAGGGCCUCAAUCCCUCUGAUUUCGUAGCUGACUCCGCAAAGGCUAAACUCAUUGCUUCUACUAGUGUCUUUGUUCACGACAUGAUGAUCUUUUACGAUGGUUUAGAUCCAAGAUUAAAAUACGGAAGUAACUCGAUUACUGUAGGUCAAAAUGAACAGGCUUAUGUCAUCAAAGCCGGUACAGUUAUAGUUUUCACAAAAUUCGACGGAAUUGAAGGAAAUGUUGGUGCUUCAAAUUACGGAGCUCCAAUUGGAGGUAGUACUGCUGCAGUUCAUGUUCUUAGCCAAGCACUGUUAGAAAUAAAGGCAACAAGUACAAGAGAAGUUCAUAUGGUAAUAUUUAAUAUCAUGACUUAUACUUUUAAUCAAGGCGUUGUUAUAACAGGAACCAAAAAAGUUGGAAUUGGACCUGUAAAAGAAUCCUCGGCAACAUAUUUUGUCUUUGCUGCAGUUUACGAUGGAGAAGCUUCUUUCAAAUCCGAUAAAUUUGAAUACGUUGCGUUACCUGAUGGAAACGCUACAGAAAAAUCUCAAGUUAAAAGAUCUUUUUACCAAGCGUUCUCUAAACAAAAUAGUGGGGACUCAACAUCUACAAUUGAAACUAAAAUGAGAGACAGCACUGAUGAAUCUUACAUUAUUGAUGGAGUAGAAUCGAACUACGUUUUUAGAUAUGUAUCCAAUUCUUACAGUGGUGAUUAUCGUGGUUACUCAUCAAUUACUAAAGAAAAAUUAAGUUCUAGUAAAGUUGGUAUAAUUGUUGGAAUUAUUGUAGCAGUAAUUAUCGUUGUCAUUAUUAUUGUUGUUAUAAUGGUGUGCAUGAAGAAACAUAAACACCAUAAAUCCAGUUCUUCAAGUUCUUCCAGAUCCUCAAAGAAGAAGAAGAAACUCAACAAUUAUAAUGCUGAUUUCGCUCAACCUGCUGGAGUUUAUCCUAAUCAAGGUUAUCCUAACCAAAGUUAUCCUCCAAAUCCUCCACCACAACCAUAUCAACAAGCAUAUCAACAGCAGCAAGCUCCAAUUUAUGCUGCUCCACUUGAUCCAUCAAAUCCAUAUCAAUAA
Messenger RNA from Trichomonas vaginalis G3, 1641 nucleotides. RefSeq names its product amelogenin-related protein family. The record is from RefSeq and is a predicted model, not a curated record. The transcript has a single exon. Bases 1 to 1641 code for a protein of 546 amino acids. NCBI's taxonomy places the organism in Eukaryota, Parabasalia, Trichomonadida, Trichomonadidae.